AUGAAGGUGUUUACAGUGGGCAUGGACCAGAAGCCCCCAAUCGAAAAAUCCCCCGAAACCCCACCACCCAGCUACACCAUGCCACCAUUGCCAAUGGGCCCCGAGCUAGCGCAGCCAAUCAUCGUACGCAAGUCGCGCGGCUACAAAGGCAUCAUGUUGGUAAUGCUGGGCGUGUUCCUGAUGGCCGUAUUUGCUUUGGUCCUAAAUGAAAUGGCAUACAACCGCCAACGUGACGAGAACUUCUUCAGACUACAGUGGGCUCAGAUGCGUCAUCGUAUGGGGUAUCCGCGCGAGUUCGGCGAACAAAUCGUCCCGGAAGUGCAUGGGCCGCAGAUGCUUCAACGGAAACCCGAAACCACCACUCCGUCGGUGCGCGAGGACAAGUUUUUGGUCGAUAAUGAGUUGGACAGUUCGGUCGAGCAGAAAGAGCCCGAACGUGACGUUCGACUUCAGUUCUUGAAGUCGAUUCUUCAGAAGAUUAAACAGAAUGCUGAAGACAUGGGUCUACAAGGCACCAUGCAGGUAUCGGUAGUUGAGGUGGAGCCUCAGCAGCUUCCAUCGUUCUUGAACAAGCUCAAGCAACAAGAGAACGAGAAGAAGUACGGUCCAUCGGCCGACCCCAACUCGGAUGCCUUCCUUGACAGCUUUGGCGAGUUCCACGCCCCAAACCCAUUCAACGGUCAGCCAAUGCACCCAAAGCCAUUCGCCUGGUCCAACGAUGAGCCAAUCUUCCAUCCCGAGCCGGAAAUGUUCCGCCCACCCCCGAUCCCAGAAUGGGCCCUCCAGCGGCCGGAACUCGAACCUGAAUUCCGCCAUGAGUUCGGAAAGUCGAGUGAAGUUAACCCUCAAGAAGUGAUGGGUGAGAUGUACGGUCGUCGUUUCGGCCGAAUCUUGCAAGACCUGAUCGCUGCUCGUCUUCAGAACAGACUGAUCCAAGCCCAACAACAGGAAGCCAUCAUGAACCGCCCCUCCUUCCCAAUCGAGCCACAACAAAGCUGGUGGGAGCCGGCGCAACAAGUUGCCGAGCAACCAAAAGUUGAAGUGCCACAAUGGCCACACCCUCAGUUCCAGCAAUUCCAAAGCAACCACAUUCUUGAGCAACAACCUCAAGGUUUCCAGCCAGCUCAAGGCUUCCAACCUCAACAACCUCAAGAGUUCAUGAAGCCACAAGACUUCCUAACUCAACCUCAACAACCUCAGGGUUUCCAAGCCUUUGCUGGUCAAGAACAACCUCAAGGCUUUGUCAGUCAACCACAACAACCUCGAGGCUUUGAGCACCUACCACAGUUCAAUGUGGAACAACAGGUUCAGCAACAAGCCCAACAAGCUCAACAAGUCCUCCAACCCGAACGUCCCGUCCAGCCACCACGAACCCAGAGCUCACAAGAGUCGGCCGAAGGACAACCACCAGCUAUCCAACCACCUCGAGUUGAGGCUCAACAAACUCAACAGUUCCCAACUGUUCAGCCAAACCAACAGUUCCCACAGCCUAGCCAGCAGUUUCCUGUGAGUGGGGGUAUAAGAAUUUAGGGUAGGGUAAAAAAAAAGCGGGAGAUUUGAUAUUUGAAUUUUUUUUUAAUUUUAAAGGUUUAAAGAAAAAAAAUUUAAAUUAAAAAAAAAUUUUUUUUAAUAUGCAAAUUUCAAUUUUCAGGUUUUUUUUUCCAUCCGAAGAAAGAGCUCCCCAAUGGCAACAAGAGCAACACGCCGGACCUCAGCCAGUCUUCGAAAACAAACCAGCUCCAGCCGGUUGGACUCACCAAGCCGAAAGCGAGGUAGGUUGAUCGAAUUAGAUUUCUCACACGAAUUUGUAGUACUAACAUGCACAUUAGCACUGGGAGAAAAAUUGAGAAAAAAAUUGAAUUUUGGUACUAUACAGCACGUUGGUACUGAAUAGUACGUUUGUACAAAAAUGAAUUUUAAAAUUUAAUUUUGAUUUAAUAUUAAAUAGGAAUGUACUAAAAAGUUUUUUGGUACUAAAUAGCACGUUGGUACUAAACAGCACGUUGGUAAAAAUAGUACGUCGGCACAAAAAUUCAAUUUAACUCAAAAGUUCAAUUUUAUACUAAAUUUCACUUUAGUACUAAUAUGAAUUUUGAUGCUAAAUAGCACGUCAGUACUGAAAUUCUUACUAGUACUAAAUAGCACAAUAGCACCUAAAUAAAAAUACGCACUAAACUAUAUACAACAACAUUAUAUAUUAUACUAUAACACUAUCUAUCAUAACACCAAGAUAAAAAAUAGUAUCAUCAGUACUAGUAGAUGAGCAUCAUCAGUACUAGUAAUUGAGUAUCGCUUAGUACUAGUAGAUUAAAUCUUAUGCACAGCACGAUUAACCAAGAAUUUUUUCACUGCACGAUACUAUAAAAUACAGUAUUCUUGAUCUAAAGUCAGUACCAUCCUUCAGCCCGCUUCCAAAGUAGUAGAUGGUGAAGUUGAAAAGAAGGACCAACACCUACCUCACGUCCUAGUUUUGCCAAAGCCCGCCCCAGUAGAUGCCCAACCCCUUCACGAGGACUCGGCCUCAUCUCAACUGGCUGAUCUGCCAUUCAAAGAGCUACAAGGCGAGUUGGCAGCGGCCGCCGCGGCCCUGGCUCAACAACAAGAAGCCAUUGAGCGAGACGCUGAGACUCAAGCCUUCCUACAGGCCAAAGAGGACUCAACUGAAGUCAAGGAUAAUGAGGAUGACCGGAAGGUCGAAGACGUGCAACGACCAGUCGAACCGGCCGCCAUUCAGUCGGAACAACAGAAUGAGGAGCCUGUGAGUUCGGAACAGGUGCGCGGUGUAAUACUUGAUAAUAUUUGAAAAAAUGGGAAAAUUUGAAUAUUACAGUAUACUUACAGUAAUGAAAAAAAAAAUUGAAAAGUGCAAAAAUAGACAAAAAAUACAGUACUGGUCAUAGGUAGAUAGCGUAGACCUGAAAGGUGAUUCACAUAGAUAGAUCUGAAAGGUGGUCUAUUAGAUAUGGCUAGGCCGACAAAAGAGCUUAAAAGACACCGGGCUGGUACAUGUGAGCCUAAGGGUCCGGCUUAAAUCCAAAAAGCUAUAAAUGGCAAGAACUUUCUUUACAAUGGGAAAAAUGGCAAGAACUUUUUUUACAAAACAGAAAAUGGCAAGAACUUUCUUUACAAAGUAUAAAAUUGCAAGAAAUUUCUUUAAAAUACAAAAAAUGGCAAGAACUUUUUUUACAAAACACAAAAAUAAAUUUUUAUUUCUAGGUCGACUUCCCAGCGGUGAAAUUCCCUCACGAGCCGCUGGCUUUCGAGCCUCAUGCUGAUGCUGAGCCCCACAUCUUCUUCCAAGUAGAUGAACCACAACCAUCAAUUGGUGCUGGUCACGUUUAA
Molecule: messenger RNA, 3342 nt
Organism: Bursaphelenchus okinawaensis
Lineage: Eukaryota; Metazoa; Nematoda; Chromadorea; Rhabditida; Aphelenchoididae
Source: the annotation of a GenBank genome assembly